GCUCUCAAUUUUUCAUUUCAAUCAGAAACCUCGACGCGAACGCACGCAAAAUUCGUGUGCGGAACGAAAAAAACAUAAAUAUUUAUAAGUGGCCCGAAGGCUUAUUCAUACCAAAAUAUCCAGCGAUUGAGUGGCGCGCGUAACUUGUGGCCGUGUGAUAAGCCAAUUGAUAAAGGAAGUGACGGUACCCGCAUAUUAUCAACAAACGCGAAAUGGCACUGCAAAAAAGUUUAGCCUUCUACAGCGCGCUUCUUUUGGUUCUGCUGCUGGCUGAUUCCCAAGCCAAGCCCUCGCAGGAUUUGAGUGCAACGCAAACGGAGCUAAGUGAUCUAAGGGGCGGAGGAGGCGGAGGAGGACUGUCCAAAAAUAAGACAGCUGUCGUGGAGGAUACUUCCUCAAAUUCCGACUCUGAAGCGGAAUCGGAGGAACAGCCAAGGCGAUCGUAUCCCCAUCGCGAUGAGGACCAACUGAACUCGGCCACCAACGUGGUGCUGGCCCAGAACUACAAGUACGAUGUGGAGAUCCUGGAAUCUGGAGAUGCAGACCAGGAUGACAGCAACAUGGACGACGAUGAUGAUCUGGAGGAGCGCUUCAAGGGACGUGGUGUUGUCUUCAGCACGGAUACCGACACCUUCGCCUCCGAGAACAUCGAGAUGACCCCGGUGGACGUGCAAUCGGAUGCGGUCAGCCAGGGGCACGUGCUGCUCGGCAUCGUGGUGGUGGCACUGGCCUUGGUCUCCAUCUGCCUGUACGCCGGCCUGGUCAUAUGGCGCUCGCACCUGGAGCAGCGGUACGGCAUGCGCGAGCGGUUGGUGAACCGGGACCUGGAGGAGGAAGCGGGUGGCGACGACAUCGAUUAUCACGUUUAUGCCCCAACCACCACGCCCAGGGCGUAGCCCGUCUAAAAAAUCUGGUCCGAUUUGAUCCGAUCCGGUGUACGGCAAUUGGACCUGCUUUCGGUUUAAAGUGCGCACUCAUCGCACAAUUUAAACGACAAACCCAGCGACAACGAGGAUGGAGAGCGCGCUCAAACGUCUAAUGAAUGCCAUAAAUUUCCACGACAAGCUGAAAAGCAUUCCGCUUCCCAAUUACACUCUAAUGGCGAUGCUAAAGGUCAAAUCCGAUUUCUAGCAGCGCAGUUGACAAGCGCCAAUUAGUUAGUAAGUUUCUGUGAUAUUGUUCUAGAGAUUCUUUUGUACGUCCUUGCACUAACAAUAUGCAUAGAGCCCACGUUUGUAAUCGAUAAUAAACAAGUAUUUGUAAAUGUAAACGAAA
Molecule: messenger RNA, 1275 nt
Organism: Drosophila elegans
Lineage: Eukaryota; Metazoa; Arthropoda; Insecta; Diptera; Drosophilidae
Exons: 4
Coding region: 213-896 (227 amino acids)
Source: RefSeq, a predicted model, not a curated record